AUGAAUCAUGUAUUCGCUAUAUCACUUAAUAACUUUCAUAUUUUCUACAAUAUUACCUCCAUAUAUCCUUUGGCCAAAAAACUUAUAAAAACACUUAUUAAACAGAUACAUACAACAGCCAAGAUUGCAACACUAGUUUUUGCAAACAUAGCAGCUCCUAUUAGACAUACCACUAAAUUGGCAGUAUUUAAUAUAGAACAAUAUAAAAAUCUCCACCACCCGCCAUCUGAUGGUCCAAAGCUUUCUAUCAAACCUUCUGCACAUCCAGAAAUACAAAGAGCACUUGAUACAAUAUUAGCCAUAAAAAAUAACGUACCAAUAGAACCACCAAAUUCUGGUCCAACACCGCCUCCUUCAACUGCUCCAUUAGUUGAAAUUGCACACACAGAUGCUACAGUAAAUAGUAAAAUCCCAUAUGCAAUUACAAAUUGUAUCAAAGUGACAAAUAAUCCUGCAUUGCCCACAAUGUAUCCUAUAAUGCAAAUAUUUUGUAUUACUUCUAUAAAAUUCAUACCCAUUCGUAUGAAAAUUAAGGCACUGAACAUGGAUAAUGUUACAGGACUAAAUACACCAGCAAAUGUUCCCAAAGUACGGCUGCUAUCUACAUUUAAACUACCAAAUUCUACGUAUCCAUCUCCUUCUGCAUGUUGUACUCGUCCAAAUUUAAAGAAAUUACUUAAUCUAACACUAAAAUGGUUAUAUGCGUGAGAAACUUGGUUUUAUCACGAUCAAUUGUUACAAAUUUUACAUCAGUUCGUCAAAUGAGCGCUACUGUUAAAACAGAUUUUGUAAAAUCUUUACUUUAUAAAGAAUAUGGAGAACCUGUAGAUGUUUUACACGUUACAACACAAUCUAUUGAUCAACCAGAAAAUAAUCAGGUCUCUAUCAAAUGGUUGUUAGCACCUGUUAAUCCAGCAGAUAUAAAUACGAUACAAGGUAAAUAUCCAAGCAAACCACCUUUACCAGCUAUUCCAGGAAAUGAGGGAGUAGGUGAAGUAAUAGCUGUUGGAUCUAACGUGAAACAUCUAAAUGUUGGCGAUAGAGUUAUACCAAAUGGUAUACAUUUAGGAACAUGGAGGACACAUGCAAAUUAUACUGCAGAAGAGCUUAUGAAAGUUCCAAAAGAAGUUGAUGCUGUAGAAGCUAGUAUGUUAAAUGUAAAUCCAUGUACUGCAUACAGAAUGCUUAAAGAUUUUGUAGAACUAAAACCUGGUGAUACUGUCAUCCAAAAUGGAGGAAAUUCAGCUGUUGGACAAAUGAUUAUACAAUUAUGUAAAAUAUGGAAUUACAAAUCUGUUAGCGUCAUAAGAGACAGACCAAAUAUAGAGGCACUAAAGAAUCACUUGAUAAGUUUGGGCGCAGAUGAAAUUCUUACCGAAAGUGAAAUAAAGAAAACUCAGAUUUUUAAAAGUAAAAAAUUACCUUCACCAAAAUUAGCUCUUAAUUGUAUAUGUGGUCAAAAUGCAUUGGAGAUUUUAAGACAUUUAGCACAUGGAGGUAUUAUGGUAACUUAUGGUGGUAUGUCCAGAGAACCUUUAACAGUUCCAACUUCUGCAUUUAUUUUUAAGGAUAUAACAUUAAAAGGAUUUUGGAUGACAGCAUGGACAAAAACAAAUAUGAAUUCCAAAGAGCGUGAAAAUAUGUUUAGCGAAUUAGGAACAUUAUUCAAGAAUAAGAAAUUAAAAGCUCCACCACACAAGUUAGUUCCAUUUUGUCAAUAUCAGGAAGCUGUUAUUAAUGCAAUUCAUACAGAUGGUCGAAUAGGAGUGAAAUAUAUUUUGGAUAUGACUAAAUCAUAA
Messenger RNA from Heterotrigona itama, 1799 nucleotides. Lineage: Eukaryota; Metazoa; Arthropoda; Insecta; Hymenoptera; Apidae. The record is from the annotation of a GenBank genome assembly.